Molecule: messenger RNA, 300 nt
Organism: Penicillium argentinense
Lineage: Eukaryota; Fungi; Ascomycota; Eurotiomycetes; Eurotiales; Aspergillaceae
Exons: 1
Coding region: 1-300 (99 amino acids)
Source: RefSeq, a predicted model, not a curated record
AUGAUCACCUACGGUGUCCUUCCUGCCAUGCUUCUCGCAGCUGCCAACAUUCCCUCUGCUAUGGCAGCCAAGUGCUCUGCUGUUGGCACUUGGAGCACCAACUCUGCAGGCUUUGGAAUCGGUGGUACCACCUAUACUGGUAGCGAUAGUAUUACUCUCUAUGACCCUGAUGGGAACAACAUCGGCUCGUACGAGGGUGAUAAAUCGGCCUGCUCCGAUCUCAUCACCUGGGAGUCGAAUGGCUACCUCAAAGACACCUUCUCGUGGGGUGCUAGCUGCGACGGCGGCGGAUUCACGUAA